CGACCACGACCACGUCCUACGCCACGAACAGCUUGCUAAAUUUCGCCGAACAGAUACUUCUAGCUGCUGCUACAACGAAAACUCCGCACAGUCCCUGCUGAGAGUGUCUGGCCGCCAAACGCCUGCCUAGGCUUGUCCAUCAUGGGGGCGUCCAUCAUCGACACCCAGCGCCAACUAAUACUCGACUGCAUCAAGAACACCGGCCGUGGAGAAUGGAAAGUCCUUAUUGUCGACGAGACGAGUCAGAAGCUCAUUGCCAACGUUGUAAAGGAGGACGACAUUCUCAAUGAGCAAAUAACCAACAUUGAGCGAAUUGAGGAAAGGCGGCCCAUGAACAAGGACAUGGACGCCAUCUAUUUCCUCACAGCUCAACCGCACAUCGUCGACUGUGUCAUGGCCGACUUUGAGCGACGCAGAUAUCGAGGAUCCUAUCUGAUAUGGACCUCAUUACUGCCACCCCCGCUACGAGAACGCAUAGACCGAUCGGCCAUGGCACGAGAACAGAUACGGGUCUUCAAAGUCCUAGAAAUCGACUAUUACCCGCGCGAGUCGCACCUCGUCACCCUCCGAGACCCCUGGAGCUUCCCAGUCUUGUUUCAUCCUGCAUGUAACAACCUAGUGCGAAAUCAUAUGGAAGAUCUGGCACAAAAGAUUGUGGCUGUCUGUGUUUCGCUAGGAGAGUACCCUACAAUCCGCUACUACCGCCCACGCAACCCUUCCCACGAAGCGAGUGUGCUCUGCUCGCAUCUUGCGCGCUUCGUGCAGGAACAGAUAGAUAUGUACGCUCAAUACCACGAGAACUUCCCACCCCAGUCCAACCGCCCACGAGGAGCGUUAUACAUAACCGAUCGGUCGAUGGACUUGUUCGCUCCGCUAUUGCACGAAUUCACCUACCAGGCCAUGGCGCAUGAUUUACUACCAAUCAAAGAAGGAGAGAAAGUGACAUACAAAACGAAGAUGAAUGAAGGUAGACCAGAUGAAGAGGAGAAGGAGAUGGAGAUUAGUGAAAAGGACAAGAUAUGGGUAGAAAACAGACAUCGGCAUAUGAAGGACACCAUUGAAAAGUUGAUGGGCGAUUUCCAAAGAUUCCUCGACGAGAACCCACAAUUCACAAACCAGGCCCAGGACACGGCCGGGAUGAGUGGGUUGAAUGCCAUUAAGGACAUGAUUGCUGGACUACCCCAGUUCCAAGAAAUGAAGGAAGCUUAUUCGUUGCAUCUAAGCAUGGCUCAGGAGUGUAUGCAGCUAUUUCAGCAACAAAAGCUACCAGAUCUAGCUUCAGUGGAACAGACCCUUGCCACAGGUCUUGAUGAAGAUUACCGCAAACCCAAAAACGUAGCAGAUCAGAUCGUUCGCACUCUUGACGAAGAUAGUAUCACGCAUCCGGACCGACUCCGGCUCAUUGCACUCUAUCUGCUCUAUAGAGACGGACUCCUCCCUGCUGAUCUCAUGAAGCUCCUCGCACAUGCCCAGCUACCACCCGGGGAUGGCGAAGUCGUCCGUAAUCUCGACCUCCUCGGCGCUCGCGUCGCGAGGCCUCUAAAAGACAACAAGCCAGGCCCACCCCCUAUCUUCGCGAACAAGCCCCCUCCUGCCGCGAACGCCGAAGAAUACGCUCUCUCGCGCUACACCACCGCCCUCCAACACCUCCUCGAGGCCCAUGUACACGGCACCCUUGACCAGACCGUGUUCCCCUACACCAAACCUAACAUGGACGCCGUCCCCUCCAAUCCCUCCGACCUCGUCACUGCCACUUCCCUCCGCUCCGCGAAACCCACCUGGGCCAAGUCUCGCCUCAGCUCCGUCGAGCCCCGCCAGCGCGUCAUCGUCUUCAUGGCCGGCGGCGCCACCUACUCUGAGUCGCGCGCCUGCUACGAAGUCUCAGCCAAGACGUCCCGCGACGUCUUCCUCGUCACAUCCCACAUGCUCACGCCCGCCCUCUUCGUCCGCCAGGUCGGCGACCUCUCGGUCGAGAAGCGUCGUUUGGGCAUCCCAGCUGAGCUGCCGAAGCCGAAAGCGCCCGCCCACCUCUUCGAGCGCGACGAGCCGCCGAAGCCAGCGGUCCCGCCCAACGCGACGAAACCGAAGGCGCCGGCGCCGCCGACAGCGGGGUUGGCGGGUAUAACGCUGAAUUCUGGUGGUGCGGGUGCGCCGCCGAGGCCGACGAAUGGGAAUGUGACGGGGACGGGAUCCGGGUCCGGGGGGAUCAAGUAUGGGAAGGAGGAGAAGAAGAAGAAGAAGCAUCAUUUUUUCGGGAGCUCGAAGUGAGUUUUAGCGGUGUGGAUGUUUUAUUAUGCAUGGCGUGGGCUGGCGUCGAGGUCAUUGUGUGGGUUUCAUAAUACUGGUGUAGGGGUGUUUUGAUGGCGAGCACGGCAGAUAUCCUUGGUCGGUGUUGGGCCUGGGGUGUGUGUUUCUAGUUGUGAGGAAAGUGUGUUUUGAGUUGAUGGAUAGCAUCUGGUGGGUGCAGGUCACUGCGGGGAGGGGGCUGUAGAUGGGAGGCUGUAGGGUUGUGGAGGAAUAGAUGUGUAUCUACAAAGCAUUCUGGCGCUGUUGCAUUGCGUGUUUCCCGUGGGAGAUUCCUUGUUUCAAAGGCUUCUAGCCCGCUCGGUGAGGAGCUGAAAUGAUGUGGCAAUGGGAUUGGCGUUGGAGG
Mytilinidion resinicola is the source of this 2650-nucleotide messenger RNA. RefSeq names its product Sec1-like protein. Gene Ontology annotation, molecular function: syntaxin binding. The coding region runs from base 142 to 2268 and encodes 708 amino acids. The record is from RefSeq and is a predicted model, not a curated record. Gene Ontology annotation, biological process: vesicle-mediated transport; intracellular protein transport. The transcript has 7 exons. Gene Ontology annotation, cellular component: secretory granule; plasma membrane. Lineage: Eukaryota; Fungi; Ascomycota; Dothideomycetes; Mytilinidiales; Mytilinidiaceae.